ACAACAAUAAGGUCAGGUGCAGCAUGAAUAUACAAUCUCAUAUUGCAUCUCAUAACAAGCUUCUAUUUGAGUCCAAAGUUCUUCCCUUCUCCCUCUCCACAUUCCCGUCUCCUAAAGCUUGACAGGAAUUUGAAAUUUCCGGGCUUCUGUCUGAAGCGCCCAUUGGCCCAGGAGGAGCUUACCUACAUGCAAAUGAAGCAACGCAACCUUGUUGCCUCGGAUCCAGAGCGUGAGGAGGAGGACCAGGAAUACACUCAUGUUCCCCGAGCUUUAGGAAAAAACACCUCCAACUCCUGCAAUGUUUAAACUCCACAAUUAAACCAGGCUGGAGUUUAAAAAAAAAAAAAGAAAAAGAAAAAGAGAAAGAAAAGCGCCCCCCCCAAAAAAAAUAAAAACAAAAGCGCUUUUGUUAUUUUUACGCACCAGUCGCGCAGAAAAGCAAUCACGGAAUCCACCGGGACACUCCGAUCCAGUCAAUCCUUCACUUCUGUUAUGAAGCGAGAAUGAGUGGCGCAGACGACAGCGGGAGCAAGUGCGCGUCUGGCCCCGUUUCCAGCUUCACCAUCCAGUCGAUCCUCGGCACGCCGUCCGAUGAGCCGCGCUCCGGGACCAAGGAGCUCUCCAAGGGGCUGUCGCCGCCGCGGAGGCGCUCGCUGUCGGUGUCCUCCUCCGAGGAGUGCAGCGGCGGGGAGGACUCAGCCGACUGCUUCUGCUCAGACACGGGUCACAGCGAGCCGUGCACACAGCACCAAGCCCACAACUUCUGCUUAGGUUCCGCCAAAGGUCUUCUGUCUGGAGGUGAGGGGCUCGCGCGGCGGCCGCACCUGUCCCAGCCUCUGCUGCAGGAUUAUAAGAAGGAGCAGGAGAGACCGUGCCACCAAAUGUCCCCUCUGUCGGAGGACAGACACGCGGACGGCGCGGACAAGCAGAACUCGGCCAAGAAGAAGACGCGCACGGUGUUCUCCCGGAGCCAGGUGUACCAGCUGGAGUCCACCUUCGACAUGAAGCGCUACCUGAGCAGCUCGGAACGGGCCUGCUUGGCGUCCAGCCUGCAGCUGACGGAGACUCAGGUCAAGACGUGGUUUCAGAACCGCAGGAACAAAUGGAAACGGCAGCUCUCUGCCGAACUGGAGGCGGCCAACAUGGCGCACGCCUCUGCACAGACACUGGUGGGGAUGCCGCUGGUUUUCAGAGAGAACAACUUGCUGCGUGUGCCGGUUCCCCGCUCCAUCGCCUUCCCGACGCCUCUUUAUUACCCGGGGAGCAGCAACCUGCCGGCGUUACCUUUAUACAACCUGUACAACAAAAUCGAGUACUGAUCACUGCAGUAAAACAACGCAUUAUAAAACAAUACAGCGUUCUUAUAACCUCUUGUGUAUU
Nematolebias whitei (Rio pearlfish) is the source of this 1380-nucleotide messenger RNA. It is a transcript of the gene hmx2, whose product is annotated as H6 family homeobox 2. Gene Ontology annotation, molecular function: DNA-binding transcription factor activity, RNA polymerase II-specific; RNA polymerase II transcription regulatory region sequence-specific DNA binding. The coding region runs from base 504 to 1319 and encodes 271 amino acids. Gene Ontology annotation, cellular component: nucleus. The transcript has 2 exons. NCBI's taxonomy places the organism in Eukaryota, Metazoa, Chordata, Actinopteri, Cyprinodontiformes, Rivulidae. The record is from RefSeq and is a predicted model, not a curated record. Gene Ontology annotation, biological process: regulation of transcription by RNA polymerase II.